Molecule: messenger RNA, 936 nt
Organism: Mucor velutinosus
Lineage: Eukaryota; Fungi; Mucoromycota; Mucoromycetes; Mucorales; Mucoraceae
Exons: 4
Coding region: 1-936 (311 amino acids)
Biological process (GO): lipid storage
Cellular component (GO): lipid droplet
Molecular function (GO): lipase activity
Source: RefSeq, a predicted model, not a curated record
AUGAAGAACUUAUCCUUGCGCACGCCUUUGCGUGCAGUUUGGGAGGUAGCUGGCUAUCAGACAGAGACUUUGUUGUGGCCAGCAAGCAGCAAAGCCAAAACCAUCUUGUUGUUCAUACCGGGAAACCCAGGUCUUGUUGAAUAUUACACUAGUUUCCUUCAAGGCGUUCACUCCAAGAUUGACUCUUCGUCAUUCGAGAUCAUAGGAGUAUCGCACAAGGGUCAUUCAAUCAACUAUCACGAAAAGAACAGUGACAAUAAGACACUGUACUCUCUUGAAGAUCAAAUCCAGCAUAAAAUAGACUGCUUAGAUACGCUUAGAAAGCUUAAUGGACCUGACACCAAAUUCAUAUUAAUGGGCCACUCCAUCGGCUCCUACAUUGCUGCUGCAGUGUUGAAGAAGAGACAAAAUCAUGGCAUUGCCAGAGUGAUUGCACUAUUUCCUACCUUGAGAGAGAUUGCCAUCACACCAAAUGGCGUGAACAUCACGCGUUUGGUGAAUGCAGUACCAGCAUCUGCAUUUGGGAUUGCAGGGUCGCUUCUUUCCUAUUUAGCACCUCCAGUCCGCCAAUUCCUUGUCAAGACAGCUACAGGCCAAGAUGGAGAGGGAUUGCAAGUAACAUCUCAUCAAUUACUGCACAGCCACGUUUUAAAGAACGUUGUAACCAUGGCACGCUUUGAAAUGGAAACUGUCAAGGAGCUGGAUCAUGAGUUCUAUACCCAGCAUCUGGACAAGUUCAUCAUGUACUAUUCUGCCAAUGACAGGUGGGCCCCCAAGGAUCAUUAUGACUACAUGACAAAGCGCUUUCCACAAGGCAAAAUCCAUCUCUGUUCUGAAAACAUUCCCCAUGCUUUUUGUUUGGAGACAAAGCAUGUUGACUACAUGAUUGAAAAAGUGGGAUCUUGGAUACACAGUGAUAUUUAUGGUAUCAACUGA